Bactrocera tryoni is the source of this 9428-nucleotide messenger RNA. RefSeq names its product neurobeachin-like protein 1. Gene Ontology annotation, biological process: intracellular protein localization. Gene Ontology annotation, molecular function: protein kinase binding. The transcript has 35 exons. The coding region runs from base 88 to 8403 and encodes 2771 amino acids. The record is from RefSeq and is a predicted model, not a curated record. Gene Ontology annotation, cellular component: cytosol; membrane. NCBI's taxonomy places the organism in Eukaryota, Metazoa, Arthropoda, Insecta, Diptera, Tephritidae.
UGUUGUGUUGUAAACAAAUAAUAGCAAAUGUUUAAACAAGUUUUGUUUAAAUGAGUGCAACAACAAUUUUGUGAAAAGUGUCGCAUAAUGGAUAAUAAAAAGGAUAUUUACAAUCUAUGGGUGCAGUAUACGACUAAGAAUGAUGAAUCUUAUUUUCGUCAAUUUAUUGAACGUUUUGUAAGCAUUUGGAAGAGUCAAUUACCGGUGGAUUUUGACCGUGACGAUCUACCGCUGUGGCAUGAGGUGCGCCCGGAUAGUGGUCCACAUCUGGGACGUCUGCCGGAUGAGUUGCUGCCGGCAAUAGGAAAAUUCAUCAUAAUUGCUCGCGAUACCAGUGAAAAUGGCACACUUGACGAUGAGCAGAUACGUCAGAUUGCUGUUCUGGUAGAUUGCUUAGUGAUAAUUUGUCGACACUUUGAUAAUAUUUUGGCAAUUAUUAAAUAUGAAUAUAAAUCGAAUUUAAUUGCUAUUUUGGCCAAUACAUUCAAAGAGUGCAUGACUCGGCAGCAAGUAUCUAUGGAAGUAGUGCACCUAUUUCGCAGUUUCUCGCAAUUUCUUGAAGUUAUGUAUGACCCUUAUUUGACUUGGCGUAGCUUUUUACGCGGCGCCUAUGCAGAUUUUCACAAAAUACCUUAUAAACCACAUACUGUGCAUGUGGAAAUUGUGCCGUUUAUCUAUGAUUGCUUCCAGAGGGAAGAGCUUACCAAAUUUCCUGCGAUUGGGGAAUGUCUGGUGAAUGCUUUAGGUGCUGUUAUAUGUGGAUCUCAGAAAUCGCUAACAUCUCUGACAACUAAAAGUACAGCAAAUUGUGGUGAAGGGCAAGAAAUCUGUGAUAAUUUGCGUAAUGGCAUGCGCGCCAUUUGUCCCGCAACCGUUUCAGUCAUUAUGAAGAUUAUUGCACAGUGGGAAAGCGCCAGUGAGCUGCGCGCCGUUGCGCUGAAGUGCUGUGCUCUUAUGAUUGUUGUAUUACAAAAGUCUAGUCCGGAAGAACGCCAAAUAGAUUUAGUUACGCUAAUUCAGCUUUACUGUGAUGCCCUGCAAACCCUUUUGACCACUGAUCACUUUCUCAGCGGCAAUAGCGUAGCGUUUGAAAUCGCUAGUGAUGACGAGGCCAGCGAUGUGAUUGUGGACGUGAAUGCGUUGGCGGCGACCGUCGAGAAUGUUUGCCUCUUCCUUGUGGAUGUGGUGAAGGCGCAUGUUAUCUGUGAAGCUAUUAGCGAGACGGCGCUGGUAGAUACGCUUAUAAGCAUUCCAAAGCAAAUAAAUGGCUGGAAUAUGAACUAUGCGCCAGUGCUGUGCGCCACCACCAAAGCGUUAGCGGUAAUUACACGCAAUUCGCCCAGCAUUGCCGAACAUUUGCGUGUGUACGAUAAAAUAGAGAAAUUUUUCAAGAGCUUAAAAGCCUUAGCCGUACCUAACGAUACACUCUUGGACGCAUGCUUCAAUAUGGCCUAUAAUGAGCAGAACCAUUUGCUCGUACUGCCAGAAGUUGUCAUCAAACUGAUUGAGUGGCUGCCGGAGAUAAACGAGCGCGAACAAAUUUACUUAAGCAAUAUAAUACUGCGCGGCUGCACCACCAAUUAUGCAACUAAAUCCGUUGCCUGCGACAAUCGCACCAUUAAGGCGAUUUGUGAGUGUUUGCAUCAGUAUGAGAAACUCGCUGAAAGUUGCAUACAAAAUUUCAUCAAACUCAUUGAAGAGCUAAGUAAAAUAAGCAUCAUACCGAUUGAGCUGAAACGUAUAUUCAGUUUAUUGCGUGAGGAGAGCGGUUUUCCACAAUCCAAACAACUGCUACAAACAUUAAUUGUCUGCUCAUUGCAAAGUCUCAAUAAUAGCAAUGUUUGCACGCAGUUUUUUACAAUCAGCGCGUCGCAUGAAGGCAUUGCGGUGCCUGAUAUCAAAAAUUGGUCCAUGUCGGGGUCAUAUGGUUUCAUUUUUCACAUGCUCGUAAGGCUGCAAGAAAAUGUGGAUGUGAGCCGGAGGAAGGCUGGCAAAGGUGGUGAUGGUGAAGGCUCAAAGGAUACGGAUCGGCCGAAUUGCCGACGCAUGUUGCUCAAUUUGCGCACAGCGAGUCACACCGGCUUUGAAGUUUUCAUACAGAAUAGCGGCAAUUUGGUUGUGGCAGCAUUGACGCGUCGCGAAUAUCUCACAUCGGUGGUGCAUACGAAAACGUUGUUGGACGGACAAUGGCAUUAUGUUACCGUCGCUAUUACGCCGCCCAAGCGUCCAUUUUCUUAUAGUCAAAUCAAUGUUUACAUUGACUUCAUGCAGAAAUUGAGUGCGACGCUCAAAGUGCAAGCGAUUAAUGAGCCCUUCAAUUUCUGCUCAAUCGGUUCGGCAGCGUUGCCUUUACGUGGCCAUCAAGUUGAACAACACGCAGUCAGUGCCACUGGCUCGCCCUUACCGCGUUCCUCAUCCCAGGAGUCGGGCAGCUCUUAUAAGGGUGUGCUGCCUAGCCUGCUCGAGCGCACACUGUCAACCAACGUCUCAAAUUACUUUACGCUUCCGCUGCGCACACAAAGCUCAUUCGAUCCGAAUGUGAAAAAUUUUCCCAUCGGCAUGCAAGACACUGUGUUCGGCGAGCAAACUUGUCUGCGUGGUCAAGUGGGCGCUGUACUCUUGGCAGAGCCCACCACAAAUAUCAAAACCAUAUUCGAUGCGGGCAUACAUUUCCCUUCGAUAUUCUCGCAAGACAAUGAUUUGCUCGAGCUAACAUCGCGUUUUGUAUUCUGUUAUGCACCCGGUGGUUAUUGGAGCGAAAGCUGUCAAGAUCUCAUACCGGGCGGUCGUUUCCCAUCACAAGUCCAUGCCCAUCAUUGCGCCAUAGUAAAAAUACAAGAUACAAUAAAUAGUAUCGGCGGCGUACAGGCGAUAUUGCCGAUACUACAUCGCCUCACCAAGCAGCAAGAUGACUUUUCGCUAUCCAGCGCUGAGGGCAAUGAUUCGCUGGGCAGCGGCGAACAGUUACGCACACCAACCGCAGAAGAAUUCUCCGAUUGGGAAAUGCUCUCCUCCAAUUCCUACACAGAGUGGAAGAUGAUACAAUUCCCCGUCGCCAGUUUCAUUUGCUUUCUGCGCUACCUCACACACGGCCAUGAAAACAACCAGGAGAAUAUGCUGAAUAGCGAGUGCUUGCAAAUGAUUGGCGCUAUGCUGCAAAAGUGCUCGCCCAGCAUAUUCGAUGUGAACGCGUUGAUGGCAACGCAUCUUUUCAUCGAAUCUCUGCAAGGUCAGAAGUCGGAGAGUGGCAAUGCGCAGGGCAACUCGGCGCUGCUGGACGUAUUAUACACCGAUAUCGCAUUCAAUUUUCACAUUUGGGCGCGCAUGAACUUCCAAAUCACGCUCGGUCAUGUGCAGUACCUCAGCGCUAUGAUUAAGAACGAUCGCAAGUACUAUCGCAAGAAGUUCGGCAUACAAUUCUUUUUGGAUGUUGUGCGUGAUCACUAUAGCGCGCCGGACAGCAUUACGCCGGAGGAUGCGAAGACGUUACGCGCCACGCUUUACGCUAUUGUGCGGUUUUACCUGCAGAAGGAUGUGAAUAUCAAAGAGAUUUCCACUAUGAUUGCGUUCUUGGCGUCGGUGCGGCAGGAAAAUGUGCUCAUCGAAUUUCUGGAGAUGUUGACAUUCCAUAUCAAGGGCAAGAACUGCAAAGAUCAAAUGAUUCUGCUAUUGCACGAACCCCAAACGGCUAAUUUGCUGUACAAUUACUUUGUGGAUAAGAGUUAUAGCACCGAAGUGCAAGAGGCCGCUAUAAGGUUCAUUAAUUGCCUGCUGAGCACUUCGCGCGUAAAUCAGAAGUAUAAACAAAUACUACGAUUGCACGACAACGCCAGCGAUAGCUCUCUCUUUCCCGGCUUCUUCUCCUACACCAUACCAAUGACCCUCAGCUCCACCAUACUCUUUCACUUAGUCGACGAAAUGUUGGGCUCAGAAGCCGACUACGCAGGCAUUAUUUUCCUUGUACAUCACAUCAGCACCUGUGAGCUUCCCAUUAAGCUGGAGAUCGCCAAGCGUCUGUUGCAAACCACAUUUGUCAAGAACAAUUCACCGCAGGCCAUAGCCAAGCAAUCGGGUUGGCAGGAAUCCAUUGCGCGUCUGCUAAUACAUAAACCGAUUACGAAUGUCAAACCCGAUGAGGAGAAGCGUAAGAGCUUUGGCAUUAGUUUGGAUGUGCUUUUGGAAGAUAAUAAUGACUUCGCGAAUCAAUCGGACUUGAUUAGUUUCUGCGAACAGCAAGUGGAAUUAGAUCAAUUGGCCAAGGAGCAUGAUGAUGAGCAUAGUGAUGGCGGUCUCAUAUUGAAUGAGAUACAAGCGAGUGUUACGGAGGCUGCCAACGUCAUCGAGAGUGAAAUUAAAGAACUGGCCGAAUCUGUUUCUGGUGCUGUCGUCGAAAAUGUUUCAUCUGUUUUCUCAGUUAUACGCCAAACUACACACGAUAUUCAAGACACCUUCGAGCCAUUGACGCUGGGUGGUUCCACUGAGGCCGAGUCGACGAGCCUUUCGCGUCAACGCACGGAAUCCAUAAGCUCAGAUAGCUCAACGACGCAAUCACCAAAGCGAGUUGUCAAAAAAGCCGAUUCGGAGAGCAAAACCACGGGCUUUGAAUUUUCACCAGAUGCCGAUGUGGACAGCGAAGAGCAGCUUGUGUACCUAGUUUCGAAUAUAUUAUUCACCGUUUUUUGGCGUGGCGUCAGCAAUGAUCAUCCACAAUGUUGGAAGGAGCGUGGACAAGUGCUCGGCUGCAUAAAUUUGCUGGCGCUCAAUAACGAUUUGGUGACAUCGCAUCUCUCUUUGCGCCUGCGCAUACUAGAAAUGGCUGUGCAGGCGUCGCUUUUCGAUCUGUCCGAAAAUGGCAAUCAGACGCUAAUAAACCAAGAGAAUGCCUCACAAAUUCUACGCAUGGUGUAUGACCUUGUCGUGCUCGGUUCGAACGAGGAUGAAUCGAAGAAAUGUUCAACAAAGCUUUUGGACGGUGUUUUAGCACUCCUGGACGCUUUGAUGAUAUUCCAACAGGGCUCUAACGACGAUUGGUCGGAUAUGAUACGUUUGUGCUUGGGUUUGCUGUUAAAAUGCUCAUAUCACCCCAAUCCGGGUGUGGUGGCUAUGGCCACAGCGAAGUUGCACGCCAUACUGCAGAGUCGCAACACAGAAGAUCCCAGUGAAUUGGCGUACUUAUUGUUCAGCAUUAAUCGCGCUUUGGAUAAUGCUAUUGAAGUUGGCAAUCCCGAAGAAUAUUCGUUUUUGAUGCCAGUUAUGAAAGCUUUACUUGAAAAAUGCCGGAAGGUUUUCAAUUUGGAUACAAACCUACCUGAUUUACCGCCUACCUCAUCGGGCCCAGUGUUCUUCAAUGAUUUCCAAAUGUAUAGCACAAGCAAAAAGUGGCGCAAUUUUAUCGAACGCAUCGUCAAACCUUUGCAUGAUGUGUAUCAACGUGAAAUCGAAUUGAACCUUUGGGAGCCAAUCAAUCGUUAUUGGGCUGAAUGUUACGAGGCCUGUAAAGCAGCCUCGAAGAAACGCGGCACUUAUCAAGCAGAAAACCGACGAAUUUUCAAUCAAAAAAUCGUAAUGCCUUGGAAGGUGCGACAAGUCGAGGAGAUGACACGUCUGAAUGCCGCUACGCUCGCGCAAAAGACCACAAAUAGUCACAUCAAGAAGCGCUGGAAGAUGGCCAAACGUUUUUUGUACGGACCGCGUGGCCCAUGGUUUACGGGUAAUUCUCCAGAAGAGUUUUGGAUGCUCUCCAAUCAUGAGAAUGUCGCGCGCAUGCGUCUCAAACUCGAGCCGCAAUUGUAUCCGAACAAGCACGAGAAUGCGGCGAAUUUACGUGAUAAUGCCACAAAUGCCUAUGAUCCAAGAGAAAUCUCGGAAUUCGACUCGACAAUUAAGAGUGCCGUUGUACGUGACUUCUUAGCAGACGAUGAGAAUCUACAGCUCGAAGAGGAGCUGCGUCAAUCGAUUGAAGCGCAAUCGCAGCAAGAUGUACCACUGGAAAAAUCAGUCAUUUCACAAGACUGCGAACUGAUUACGCUGAUGACGAAGGUGAAAGGUAAAAUCGAGGUGAAUCAAACGCUAUUCACCUUCAUCGAUUUGAGUCCGCCGUCGGAAGAUGGCUCCAAACACGAUUUUCGCUUUCCAAUCAGCAAAAUACGUGAGGUACAUUUGCGCAAAUUCAAUUUACGGCGCAGCGCUUUGGAAAUAUUUUUAAUCGAUCAAACUAGUUAUUUUCUCAAUUUUACAACAAAGACACGCAAUAAGGUUUUUACGAAAAUUUUGAGCCUCCAACCGCCAAACAUUUUAUACGGCUCCGGUCGCUCUCCCGGAGAAUUAUUGCGCGCUUCGGGACUUACGCAGAAGUGGGUAAAUCGUGAGAUUUCCAAUUUCGAAUAUCUUAUGUACUUGAAUACAAUCGCUGGCCGCUCUUACAAUGACCUCAGUCAGUACCCAGUAUUUCCUUGGAUAUUGUCCGACUAUACCAGCGAUGUUUUAGACUUAACCGAUCCGAAAUCUUUUCGCGAUCUUUCCAAGCCUGUUGGCGUGAUCAAUCCUAAAAAUGAGGCUGGUGUGCGCAUCAAAUACGAGUCCUUCGAAGACCCCUCGGGUGCGAUACCGAAAUUCCAUUACGGCACACAUUACUCUAAUUCUGGCGGCGUUUUGCAUUAUUUGCUGCGCGUGGAACCAUUUACGUCGCUGCAUAUUGAGUUGCAAAGUGGACGCUUCGAUGUGGCCGAUCGGCAAUUCCACUCAAUACCGCAAACGUGGAAAUUGUUAAUGGACAAUCCGAACGAUGUGAAGGAGCUGAUACCAGAAUUCUUUUAUUUUCCCGAAUUUCUGAAAAAUAAGAAUAAAUUUGAUUUGGGUCACUUGCAAAUAACAAAAGAAAAAGUGGAUGACGUCAUACUGCCAACAUGGGCCAACACACCGGAGGAGUUUAUAGCUAUACACCGACGUGCUUUAGAAUCGGAAUAUGUCAGUCAAAAUCUGCAUCAUUGGAUCGAUUUGAUUUUCGGCUACAAACAGAAAGGCCCCAAAGCUGUCGAGGCGCUCAACGUUUUUUACUAUUGUUCAUAUGAAGGUGCCGUCGAUUUGGAUAAAAUCACCAAUCCUGUUGAACGUGAAGCUGUUGAAGGUAUGAUCAACAACUUCGGUCAAGUGCCAUCACAAUUAUUGCGUGAACCACAUCCGCGUCGUUUGACACAAGAGGAGACGGCACUCAAACUGGUGCGCGCCGAAUUGAAACGACCGGAUCUUACGCAAUUCCUCGAUAAGGUUGUGCAAUAUUAUUGCGAGCUGUCAACGCCAAAAGAUCCAAUUGUCUUCCUGAGCGCACCGCGCAGUCCGCCACGCUCAUUUCUACAACUCAGUCCGGAUGUGCUUGUCAGCAUAUCGAAAUCAUGUAUACUUGGUGCUAACUCAUGGAUGUCCUAUGAUAAGGAUCGAGGAUUUCUGCUGGAAAUCGAUGCAACAACUACCAAUUUGAAAAACCGCAAACGCAUCUUUGGCCCCUUCCAUCCCUCACAACAUCCACACUCACAACUGUUCGCGGUGAGCACAGAUGGCAAGCUAUUGUAUGCCGGCGGCAUCUGGGAUAACUCGCUGCGUGUCUAUAAUUUACAUAAGGGAAAAGCAGUAGCCUCUGUAACGCGGCACUUAGACAUCAUCACCUGCCUGGCGUUGGACAACUGCGGCUCUUACUUAGUCACCGGUUCGCGUGAUUGUACCUGCAUUGUUUGGAGCAUACAGUCUCAGCAGUAUGGCAAUGUGCCGGCCAGCACAAACAUUCCAAUGCACGCGCUUACUGGACAGGCCCAUUUGCAGGCGAUAACACAGCUGAAUACGCAGAAUGCAUUCUCGCCCAAACCAUUGACCACACUCUACGGUCACGAUGAUGCCAUUUCGAGUGUCGCGAUUUAUACUGAAUUGGAUAUGGUCGUUUCGGGUUCACUGGACGGCACUGUAAACGUGUAUACCAUACAGGAUGGCCAAUUUGUGCGCACACUGAAGCCUAUUGGCUGUACUGAGACCUGCGUACAAAUAUCAUUCGUUACUGUUUCAUAUCAUGGUCACAUUGCAUUCAGCGCGCUGGACGAUACCUCGCAUUCGGUGCAUGUCUACAGUAUAAACGGCACUAGUCUCGGUUCCAAGUAUGUAUCCGGACGUGUAACUGGAUUGGAUACGGCUACCGAUUACUUGGUGGUGGCGGACGAUGCCGGUGAUAUCACCAUGAGUCGUUUGCAUGGCUUGAAACCUGUGUUUGACAUUCCACUUCAUAUUCCAAUACAAACAGUUGUGGUGACACCUGGGAACACUCACAUACUUGCACCGCUGCGCGAUGGCCGGUUAGCGGUGAUUGCCGUGCAGGUGCCGGCCGGCAACAACAAAAAGCAUUCCGUACUCAACGUUUAAUAAAAGUCAAACUGCUUAAGAACCGAAACGAAAAUUAACUGUAUGUGGCAAAUAAAUGAAGUGAGCAAACGAAUUUGUAAUGGGUAUGUAGUAGUAGUGUGUGCUUGUAAUUAGAAUAGCUACAGUUUAGGCGUUGGAGCAGCAGCGAAACCGGUAGAAAUUUUAAAAGUAGCAAAACAACAACAAAAAUAAAGCGAAGACGUUCUCACGCAUAUAUAUUAACAUUCAUUAGUAUAUACAUAUAUACGUAUUGUAUGUAGGUGAGUACGGUAAGCGUCCGCGCAAUUCGUUGAUUUAAGCUAAGCAGUGAUUUUGAGUGGUCUUCUCUUGAAAGUCAAAUUUAUACAUACACACAGAGAAAGAAAUAACAAACACUUGUAACAAUUAUAUGCACUUCAGCUGCUAAUUAGAAGGAUAAAAUACGAAAGCUCCACUUCAUUGAUAAUAAAUUGCUGAUUACUGUGCUGUCUACAACAGCAGGAAAUCGACAAAAAUAGAAUUCAAUGCAAAACAAAAAUAAACAAAUAGUGCAAAUAAGUGUAUUAAAACUCACAGUGGCAAAAUGAGUGAUUUAAAACAGACAAAAUAUAAAAUUAACACACACACACAGUUUGGGCGCCUUGACGUAGGCUAGAAUUAUUGCGAGCAUAUAUCAGGCGAGACAUGUGCAUUAAUUGGUAGCAGUACUCGCCAGAAGCGAUAGCAGCAAACUGUUCACGCAACAAUUUUGUGUCGCUGCUUAUUUACUUGUAUGUUUGUAUGUAUUGUUAUGUAAUUGUAUUUAUUACUUAGUGCUUUCGAGUGAAUUAAAUGUCGCUAACGCUUUAUGUAUUUUAAUCUUAUUACUACUAAUUCAUUAUUUUUAUCUGUAUGUAAUCUGGUUGUAAUUAGAGUUCGUGCAUUAGCAUUAAAUGCUGGCCAAUUAAGCAGCUGUCUUAUUUCUCGCUCGCUUUUUAAACUGAAAAAUCUGAAUUCAAUUUUAUUGAAAAAUUCAUAAGUUGAAUAAAAAAUAAUAAAAAAAUUAA